AAAGAAAUACAGCUAAUAUACUAACUCUAGCAGCUUCAUAUCCAGCUUCACAAGCCGAUGGCAACUAAAAGUUACUGUAACAAUUUAUCUGGCUCUCUAUUUGCGUUGACAGGGGUGCAAUCGCCAGCGCUUAGGAGGGUGAUGUGACAUAGCAUUCUCCACAGAUGUAACUGGCGCGCUGCAACAUGACUGGCUGCCGCGCAGUGCGGUCUGGCGCGUGUACAACCAUCUGUUCACUAACUCUCAAUUCCCAAUGCUCAAUUAAAAUGCAACUGACACACAUGACCAGGAUCCUAUGGUUUAACUGACCUUUGUGAAAUUUACGCAACGCAUUUCACGAUUCUGCCACUCCCCCAAAAGAAAUCACUGUGUCAACGGUCUAGUACAGACUGACAACAGAACACAAACGUCAACCCAACCUCCAGCACCUUGGAACCACCUCCCUACCAUCCUCCCACCAACACCUAAACCUGCAAUGCGGCAGCACAUGCCGUAAUCCCCAACCCUCUGGCGCCGCAUCAUAUGCCUUUCCCCUCGCGCCCCUCCCCGCCCAUCACUCAACCGCCCACCACGCCCACACCCCCCUACUCGAACCACGCCGCCGCCGGCCUCCCCCUCUCCACCACCACCAGCAGCAAACCCCCCCACCAACCCUCGAAACAAAAACCAACCGCCCCCACCAGCCGGCAGGACCCCCGUCAGGACACCCGCCGCCGAUCAGUCCUCCACCCCUCCAUCGCCGUCCUCCUAGGCGUGAACACACACUGGCAUAUCCCGCUCCUCAUCUGUCGCGGGCUCAGUACCCUCCCGGCAGCAUGGUGGGGGCUGAGAUGUCUGUUGACGUUUGUGGGGGAGGUGAUGGUUGAAGGGGAGGAGGGAGAGGGGGGGGUUUGGAGCGUGGAGAGGAGGUUUAGAGUUACGGAGGUGUUUUUGGCGUUACUUUGGUGUGGUGCAUCAGCUUACCUAUCGUUCUUUUUCACGGACUGCCUCAUGUCGCGUUGGCUCGUCCACUACACCCCCCAAGCAACCCUCGUCCGCCUCCUCACGAUUAACUCUAUAAACGCCUACAUAACAUCAUGGGUCCUCUAUCUCUCCGGCGGGAGUGAAGACCCACGGCAGCUGUUGCCGGCUUGGAUAAGCAUUGCCAGCACCCUAACAGUAGCCUACCACACCACCCAACGGCACAUCAACAUCCGCCGCGAAACCCGCGAGACAAUCUCCAUCUUCUCCCUCGCCUCCUUUGCCAGCAUGGCCCUUCUGCUCAUCCAACUGCACCUCUCGCGGGUGAAUACCAUGCCUGUCCCGCCGAUAUUCCAGUUAUUGGGACGGGCGUGGGAGGUGGGGAAGAAGGUUGUUAGACGGACGGGGCUUGGGCCGGUGGGGAGGGAGUUAUAGGACCUGGUACUGGGG
This is a messenger RNA of Pseudogymnoascus verrucosus, 1410 nucleotides long. RefSeq lists its product as uncharacterized. Gene Ontology annotation, cellular component: endoplasmic reticulum membrane. The record is from RefSeq and is a predicted model, not a curated record. The transcript has 4 exons. NCBI's taxonomy places the organism in Eukaryota, Fungi, Ascomycota, Leotiomycetes, Thelebolales, Thelebolaceae. The coding region runs from base 523 to 1395 and encodes 290 amino acids. Gene Ontology annotation, biological process: cellular response to oxidative stress; protein N-linked glycosylation.